Molecule: messenger RNA, 3525 nt
Organism: Camarhynchus parvulus
Lineage: Eukaryota; Metazoa; Chordata; Aves; Passeriformes; Thraupidae
Gene: RBBP5
Product: RB binding protein 5, histone lysine methyltransferase complex subunit
Exons: 14
Coding region: 41-1663 (540 amino acids)
Cellular component (GO): Set1C/COMPASS complex
Molecular function (GO): protein binding
Source: RefSeq, a predicted model, not a curated record
CGGGAGCGGAGGGAGCGGGAGCGGCGGCGGCGGCGGCGCGAUGAACCUGGAGCUGCUCGAGUCCUUCGGCCAGAACUACCCCGAGGAGGCCGACGGGACGCUGGACUGUAUCAGCAUGGCUCUGACGUGCACCUUCAACCGCUGGGGGACGCUGCUGGCCGUGGGCUGCAACGACGGCCGCAUCGUCAUCUGGGACUUCCUGACGCGUGGCAUCGCCAAGAUCAUCAGCGCCCACAUCCACCCCGUGUGCUCCCUCUGUUGGUCAGCGCCUGAUGGGCACAAGCUGGUCAGCGCCUCCACCGACAACAUCGUGUCCCAGUGGGACGUGCUGUCCGGGGACUGUGACCAGAGGUUCCGCUUCCCCUCGCCCAUCCUCAAGGUCCAGUACCACCCCCGGGACCAGAACAGGGUGCUGGUGUGCCCCAUGAAGUCGGCCCCGGUGAUGCUGACCCUGUCUGACUCCAAGCACGUGGUGCUGCCCGUGGACGACGACUCCGACCUCAACGUGGUGGCCUCGUUUGACCGGCGCGGGGAGUACAUCUACACCGGCAAUGCCAAGGGCAAGAUCUUGGUCUUAAAAACAGACACUCAGGAUCUUGUUGCUUCCUUCAGAGUGACCACAGGGACCAGCAACACCACGGCCAUUAAAUCCAUCGAGUUCGCCCGCAAAGGGAGCUGUUUCCUGAUCAACACGGCCGACCGCAUCAUCCGCGUGUACGAUGGGCGGGAGAUCCUGACCUGCGGCCGCGACGGCGAGCCCGAGCCCAUGCAGAAACUGCAGGACCUGGUCAACAGGACCCCCUGGAAGAAGUGCUGCUUCUCGGGGGAUGGCGAGUACAUCGUGGCGGGCUCGGCGCGGCAGCACGCGCUCUACAUCUGGGAGAAGAGCAUCGGCAACCUGGUGAAGAUCCUGCACGGCACCCGCGGGGAGCUGCUCCUGGACGUGGCAUGGCACCCGGUGCGGCCGAUCAUCGCCUCCAUCUCCAGCGGGGUGGUUUCCAUCUGGGCUCAGAACCAAGUGGAAAACUGGAGUGCUUUUGCCCCUGAUUUCAAGGAGUUGGAUGAAAAUGUGGAAUAUGAGGAGAGGGAAUCAGAAUUUGACAUUGAGGACGAGGAUAAGAGCGAGCCAGAGCAGACAGGUGCAGAUGCUGCAGAGGAUGAGGAGGUGGACGUGACCAGCGUGGAUCCCAUCGCCGCCUUCUGCAGCAGCGACGAGGAGCUGGAGGACGCGCGGGCGCUGCUCUACCUGCCCAUCGCCCCCGAGGUGGAGGACCCCGAGGAGAACCCGUACGGGCCCCCGCCCGAGGCCCUGCCCGGCGCCCUGCCCGACGACGCCCUGGGCCCCGACAAGAAACGGCCCGGCUCCUCGGACGGGCCCCAGAACCCCAGGAAAAAACCCAAAACCACCAACAUCGAGCUCCAGGGAGUCCCCAAUGACGAGGUGCACCCGCUGCUGGGCGUGAAGGGCGACGGUAAAUCCAAGAAGAAGCAGGCGGGCAGGCCCAAAGGAUCAAAAGGUAAAGACAAAGAUUCUCCAUUUAAACCGAAACUCUACAAAGGGGACAGAGGUUCUUUACCUCUGGAAGGAGCAGCCAAGGGUAAAGUGCAGGCGGAGCUGGGCCAGCCCCUGACAGCAGGUGGUGCAAUCUCAGAGUUGCUAUGAAGACUCUCCCUCCCCUCCCUGUCUCCUUUCCUCUCUUGGCUCCCCAGUGGUGGAAAAUGCUGGAAUUCCCAGGCAGGACUGGCACAGACUGAAUUCCAAGGAUUUCAGGGAGUGAUUUGGGGCAGGAAUGACUCUGCAAGAGGGAGCAGCUCCAUGCUCGGAUCAGGCUGGGACUGAGCUCCAGCCGGGAAUUUUUGGGGACAAAUCCCCGUCCCAAAGUGACCUGAGCCCCUUCCCUGCCACUCCAGGGCCUCUCCACCUUUGAUCUCCCAAAAUCUCUCAGCAUUCCUGGAUGGAAGAACAGCCCAAAGUGUGAGUUUGGAUUCCUCACUGUCUCCUGCCUCCUUUUCCAGCUGGGAAUUCCCAGCUCUCUGAGCCCGGCUCUUCCCAGGGCAGAGCUGCUGAUCCCAGCCCAGAUUUUCAGGAAUUUCCAAUUCCUGAGGCCCCUCUGGAAUCUGCCUUGGUUUUGUGUUUGUUUUUUCCCACUCUGCCCGUGGCAGAAGGAGCAGCUUUAGAUAAAAAAGUCAUUUUCCAAUGGUUUUUUUUCCCAGCCUGUGAUUCCCAAAGCUCUGCUGGAGUUCCCUCCUGUCCUUUCCAGUGGUUUUGUUCCUUUUCCUCCCUGGAAAAUUCUCCUCCAGGAAUAUCCAGGCUCCUCCUUGAUAAACAAAAACCGAUUUUUUUUUGGUCAGAACCGAAGCAGAACUUUUCCAAAGGGUUUCUGUUUUUCCCACUUUUGGGUUAAAAACAGGAUCUGGCAGCUCAUUCCCAACUUUUAUUCCUUCAGGAAUCCCUGUAGGAAUGGGAAUGGCAUUUCCCUGUCCAGCACUCACAGCCUGGCUCUUAUCCCACACCAACAUCCUGAUCAAAGGAAAUUUCAUUCCUAAAUCCAUUUUUUUCCCCCCAGACUUUGGAGUUUCCUUGCUCUCAGUGUUCCCCCAGGUGGAAUUAUUGGGAUUAUCAGGAGCUAUUUAAAUUUCCUGGGUGUCCUGCAGACAUGAAAAGCAGGAAGUGAGCUGGAAAAUGACGAAUUUGCAGCCAGAACCUUGCAGGUGUAAAAAUGAGGAGAGAGAAAACAUUUGGAAAUCAGAGGUUUGGAAAUUUUUCAAAACUUGAUGUUUUCAUUCCCAGCUUUGGGGACAUUUGGGUUCGUUUGGGGAAAUUUAUGACCACGAGUGUAAAAUUCCUUUUAUUUUUGGUUCUUUUCGCUUGUGGGGUGACUCUGCUGAGCCAAACCCACCCUGGGUGCUGGGCCUGACCCCCCAAAUUAAAAAUGCCCAGGCCAAGGUUCUGCAGGUUGGGUUAAAGCAUUGAAUCCCCCCAAAUUCAGCUUCCCCUCUGUACAGUGUAAAUGCCUUUGUUUAUUCCCACCCUUCUUUUAUUUCCUGCUUUAUUCCCAUCUUUAUUUCCUGGUCUGUUCCCAUCUUUAUUUUAUUUCCAUCCUUCAUUUUAUUUCCUGCUUUAUUCCCAUCUUUUAUUGUAUUUCCUGCUUUAUUCCCAUCCUUAUUUUAUUUCCUGAUUAUUCCCAUCCUUAUUUUAUUUCCCAGUUUGUUUCCAUCCUUAUUUUCUGUCCUGGUUAUUCUCAUCCUUAUUUUAUUUCCUGCUUUAUUCCCAUCCUUAUUUCAUUUCCUGCUUUGUUCUCAUUUUUUUUUCCUGGUUACUCCCAUCCUUAUUUUAUUUUAUUUCCUGGUUAUUCCCAUCCUUAUUUUAUUUUAUUUCCUGCCUGAUUCCCAUCUCUGUUUUAUUUCUCAUUUUGUUCCCAUCUUUAUUCUGUUUCCUGCUUUGUUCCCAUCCUUAUUUUAUUAUAUUUCCUGGUUAUUCCCAUCCUUAUUUUAUUGUAUUUCUUGCUUUAUUCCCACCCUUAU